AUGUCACUCAACCAAAAUGAGCCCAUUGCUAUAAUCGGCAUGGGAUGCCGUUUUCCAGGGGGUUCCAGCUCUCCGUCCAAGUUAUGGGACCUCCUGAAGGACCCGCGCGACGUGGCCCAAGAGAUCCCGCCUUCUCGCUUCAACAUUGAUCGGUUCUAUCACAAGGACGGAGCUCACCAUGGAACUACCAAUAUGAGGCAAGCAUACCUUUUGUCAGAGGACGUCCGCCAGUUCGACUCCAAGUUCUUCUCCCUCCCUCCUGGUGAAGCAGAAGUUAUCGACCCCCAACAACGACUCCUCUUGGAAGUCGUAUAUGAGGCGUUGGAAUAUUCUGGACACACUCUCGACGGCUUGGCUGGGUCUGACACUGGUGUUUACGUUGGCCUUAUGUCUCAGGACUACUUUGCACUUCAAGGGCAAGAUGUGAACGCAGUUCCCACAUACGCUGCAUCUGGUACAGCCGCCAGCAAUGCAUCUAGCCGUGUAUCAUACUUCUUCAAUUGGCAUGGGCCUUCUAUGACGAUUGAUACGGCCUGUUCUUCAAGCAUGGUUGGCGUGAACGAAGCUGUUCAGAGCCUUCGCAAUGGCACCAGUCGCGUUGCCGUGGCUUGUGGGACCAAUCUCCUGCUUUCCGCUUUCACCUUCAUUACGUUGAGCAAACUGAGCAUGUUAUCGCCUACAUCCAGAUGCCGUAUGUGGGACGCCGAUGCGGACGGCUAUGCAAGAGGCGAAGGUGUUGCGUGUGUGGUCAUGAAAUCCCUCAGCAAUGCCAUUCAGGAUGGCGAUAAUAUUACUUGUGUGAUCAAAGAGAUUGGCCUGAAUCAUGACGGGAGGACUAAAGGGCUGCAUAUGCCGAGUGCUUCGGCGCAGGCGGCACUUAUCAAGAGCACAUACGCCAGAGCUGGACUGGACCCUGCGAGGGAGAGUGAUCGCUGCCAGUAUUUUGAGGCGCACGGUACAGGCACCAAGGCUGGUGAUCCUCAGGAGGCGGAAGCUCUGAGUCGGGCAUUUUUUCCCGAAGACGAUUCCAGCCAAGGCAACCUCCUUGUUGGCUCCAUCAAGACUGUCGUUGGUCAUCUUGAGGGAUGUGCGGGACUGGCAGGUCUUAUCAAAACCUGCCUGGCUAUUCAGAACAAGACAAUACCGCCUAAUCUACUGUUCAAACGUUUGAAUCCCGACCUUGAACCAUUCACACACCAUCUCCGUGUUGCAACCGAAAGCCAGCCAUGGCCGGAGCUGCCUGAAGGCGCCCCGCUGAGGGCCAGUGUUAAUAGCUUCGGUUUUGGGGGGACUAAUGCUCACUGUAUCCUUGAGAGCUACAAACCCACCCAUCCAGUUCAGCCCACCGAGGUCGAUGCCGAGCUACCAACUACGUGUAGCAUCCCAGUCGUCCUCUCAGCAGCAUCUGAUGUAUCGCUAAUUGCGCAAAUCAAGGCGAUCCUCGAACUAUUAGAAAGCGACAGGGACGUUCAGAUAGCUGACUUAGCAUACAGCCUGAGCACCAGGAGAUCAGCUCUGCAGAAAAGACUCUCACUCUCUGCGACGUCGAUUGAUGAUCUUAAAGAUAAAAUGAGCAGCGUACUAAGAGAAGUAGCCGCGAAGGACUCCAGGCCCCUUUCAAUUCAGGCUCUCGCAGCGCCGCCAUGCUUGCUAGGUGUCUUCACCGGCCAAGGCGCUCAGUGGCAGACAAUGGGCUCGAAACUCGUUGAAACAAUACCGCUAGUCCGGAAGAUACUUGACGAAAUGGAUAAAUCUCUCGCCGAAUUACCAACCUAUCAUCGUCCAUCUUGGACUCUCGUGGACGCGCUGACUAGUGACGCCACAGAUGUCGGGAAGGCCGUUUUCUCACAGCCUUUGUGUACGGCGGUGCAAAUCGUUCUUGUUGAUCUCCUACGCGCUGCUGGUAUCAAGCUACGAUCUGUUGUCGGUCACUCUUCCGGUGAGAUUGGUGCGGCUUACGCCGCAGGCUUCCUUACCGCGAGAGAUGCCAUUCGCAUAGCCUACUACAGAGGUUACUAUGCAAAACUCUCCGCAGGCCCUGCCGGACAGAGAGGAGCCAUGAUGGCUGUCGGCACAUCCUUCGAAGAUGCGAAUGAAUUAUGUCAUUUAGAUGACUUUGCGGGACGACUAUGUGUAGCAGCCCAUAACUCACCGACCAGCGUUACCCUAUCAGGAGACGUCGACGCUGUAACUCAAGCCCAAGACAUCCUGGAGGAGGAACAGAAAUUCGUAAGAGUUUUGAAAGUCGACACGGCAUACCAUUCGGCCCACAUGCAGAGGUGCUCGCAAGCAUAUCUGAGAGCACUGGAUGAAUGUGGUAGCACGACUUCAAUACCACAAGCAGAUGCGCCACAGUGGUUUUCCAGCGUUCAUCCAGGCAAGCUUAUGACCGGAUCGGAAAACCUCGACGGGCAGUAUUGGAUUGAGAACAUGGUACAGCCUGUUCUGUUUCAGGCCGCCAUUCAGACUGCCGCUACCUCAAUCAAUCCAGCUAUUAAUUGUGUGAUUGAGGUUGGACCACACCCGGCUCUCAGCGGCCCGGCUAAUGAGUCCAUAACCGCUGCGAUCGGGCGGGAAGCUCCGUACACUGGAACUUUGAAGAGGGGCACAAGCGAUGUGGCAGCAUUUUCUGACACUCUCGGCGCCCUCUGGUCUUAUUUUGGCCGAGCGGCUGUAGAUCUUGGCGGGUUCCUCAACAUAUGCCAUCCGAGGAACAGAUCAAAGGUUACCUGUAACUUGCCAACCUACCCCUGGAACCACGACAAGUCAUUCUGGGCGGAAUCUAGGCUUAGCAAAGUAUUCAACACUAGCCCUGGCAAGUUUCAUGACCUUCUUGGUCUUCAGACGGCAGAUGGAACGGCAGAAGAAUGGAGAUGGCGAAAUGUGUUGAAGACGAACGAAUUGAAGUGGCUUGCGGGUCAUACCCUACAAGGCCAGGUCGUCUUCCCUGCAACGGCCUACAUCUGCCUUGCCAUGGAAGCAUCUGUGCAGCUAGCCCAGGAUAGGUUAGUAGAGUCGAUUGACAUCCUCGAUCUUGAGAUUCGAAAAGCCAUCGCACUCCACGAAGGAUCUGGCACCGAACUUCUCGUCUCCAUGACCAAGAUCAGUCCUCUUGAUGCCGAUACCGAAGUCAUCACGGCCGAGUUUGCUGCUUUCUCAACGAUCAGUAAAGACUCUGGCCAGCUUGCACUGAACUGCCGCGGCCAUGUGCGCGUGGCUCUCGGCGAUGACCCGUCAUCUCGAUUCCCACCGCGGCGUCCUCCGGUUGCGAACACCACUAAUGUCGACGUGGACCGGUUCUAUCAGCUCCUGAGAGACGAUCUUGGAUUUGGCUAUGGCGGUCCUUUCCGAGGCCUGACAAGGAUAUCUCGUAAAUCUGGCUUCUCUACGGGAUCUAUUCGCUGCGAACCUUUUGGUGAAGACGAAACACCCCUUCUCUUCCACCCCGGCAUGCUCGACAGCGCUUUACAGGGACUCAAUGCCGCUCAGAGUGCCCCUGGUGAUGGUCGUCUGUGGUCCAUUGUUGCACCAACCUUCUGUCGCCGCAUCACUGCGAUCCCAAGCCUAUGCGGUAAGAAUAUUCCGGAUGAGGUUGAGAUAGACUGCACAAUCACCGACCCGCGCGAUGUCUUUGUUACCGGAGAUGUCGAGGUCUACUCAAAAGACUUCAAAAACAAGCUUAUCGAAGUGGAAGGUGUUACAUUCUCCCCAUUCGCGGCUGCAACCCCGGCGGAUGACAGGCAUCUAUUCCAAGAGUCUUUCUUGACCGUGGACCAACCUGACGCACGGCUCAUAUUUGGAGAUAGGCGUGCGACACCCUGGGAAGCGCGCAAGGCACUUGAUGCCGAGCGCGCCGCUUUUUUCUAUCUAAAGACCCUGCAUCUCUCAGUGUCGUCCGAACAGCGCGAGACCCUGCCAGCGUAUCGGCAGGCCUUGAUCGCCAAUGCCGAACGCCUCUACCACAUUGUGAACCAGGGCAAGCACCCAUUCGCUCUCCAGUCAUGGGUGGAUGAUACCAGAGACGAAAUUUUUGCCUUGAUGGACAGUUACGGCAACCAUGAUGCUGAUUUCAAUUUGACCAAGGCGGUUGGAGAACAUCUCCUUUUGACGCCAUUACUCUGUGGAGAGACAAGCAUCCUUCAGUACAUGACCAAGGAUAACUACCUCGAGCGAUAUUAUACGGAUGCCAUUGGCUUUGAGCUUCUCAACGUUCUAAUCGCCGGAGUCUUGGAGCAGCUGACCACCAAGUCUCCUCGCAUGAAGGUCCUCGAAGUCGGCGCAGGUACAGGUGGCGCCACCAAAGCCGUUCUAGAGCGGAUUGGGCACGCUUUCGGGUCCUACGACUACACCGACAUCUCGAGCGCGUUCUUUGAACACGCCGCCCACCGCUUUCAGUCGCAUUCUCAUAAAAUGCUUUUCAAAACUCUGGAUAUCUCGAAUGACCCGCUACCACAAGGCUUCGAGCCACACAGCUACGACGUUGCUGUUGCUUCCAAUGUCUUGCAUGCGACUGAGUCUCUGAGGAACGCCCUGGAGCACACCCGCAAGCUUUUGAGGCCUGGUGGGUACCUCGUCAUGGUUGAGAUCAUCCGCAACGAUGUGAUGCGACAUGGUCUUGUCAUGGGUGGUCUUCCAGGGUGGUGGGUUGGUGAAAAUGACGGUCGCCAUCACGGCCCCAGUCUCACUCUAGAGCAGUGGGAUGACAUCCUCAAGCAGACUGGUUUUGGAGGAAUUGAGACAAACUCGCCAAUGCCAGACCCAGUGGGUGUGCCUGGGUCAAUCAUUGUUGCCAGGGCACAAACUGAACAAAUUACAAGGGUGAGCAAACCCCUCAACGCAGAGCCGGCUGCAGAGAUCACUUCGUUGUUGAUUCUUGGCGGGAGCACUCCUCCUGUUCAGUCUCUCAGGGACCAGCUCCGCGAACUCAUGAGACCUCGCUUUGCGGAAGUCGUCUGUUUGGACAGCCUAUGCACCUUGCCAACCCUGCCGAAAAGUUUCCAUCUUUGCAGCCUUAUUGAGUUGGACGAAAAUCUCUUUGAGGAUAUGGAGGAAUCUACCUUCACAAAUUUCAAGGAGCUGAUUCCUGCCGCGGGGAGCGUCCUCUGGAUGCUUCAGGGGAGUCGGUCAAGCAAUCCCCACGCUGGAACAACACUUGGUCUGUUCAGGACACUCUUCUACGAAGUUCCAGGAACACUGUUGCAGAUACUUGAUAUUGAUCAGCCUCUCGACAGGGUCGAGGUAAAGCUGGUUGCAGAGACCGCGUUACGGCUCCGCCUACAGGAAGAGAUAGCCAGGCACGGCGAGUCAGACAAAAUCCUGUGGGAGUUCGAGCCGGAACUAGUCCUCAAGAACAAUACGAUCCUCGUCCCGAGGGUCCGUCCUCAGGAGGCUCAGAACGAUCGUUAUAACUCAUCUAAGAGAUCAAUCACCCGCCAAGUGGAUGCGCUGAAGGCACCUCUCAUACUGGAUUGGAUCGACGAGGCUUACAUGAUCCGAGAGCAGCAUGAGAGCGCAAGCGUUGCCUCCGAUGACGCUGUCAGAAUACAGGUCUCGUUUUCGUUCUUGUCAUCAAUCAAGACACCCGCUGGUUAUGUUUUUAUUAGCCUUGGCAAAGAUGUGCAGACGGGCCGGAAGAUGCUCUGUUUCUCGAACCGCAAUGCGUCAAUUGUGAAAGUGCCAAGAGCCUGGACCGCCCCAGUCAGCGAUGAUGCGAUAGACGGCUACUUCAUGUCGUUCGUUUUGGCUGAUCUGACUGUGCAACAAAUAUUGCAGAUGUUGCCGCCUACAGGAACUGUGAUCGCUUACGAGCUGAACCAGACCGUGUCGUCACUGCUGUCCAAAACACUCAACGAGAUGGGCCGAAGGGUCGUCUUCUUCACUUCCAGUACGAAUGUGAGUGGACGGAACUGGGUAUACUUGCACCAUAACAGCGCGAAGAGAGUUAUAGAUUCAGUCAUACCUGUUGAUGCUACUCUGUACGUUGAUGCCAGUGGUCAUGACCCGAAGGCCAAGCUGGGCAGUGCCAUCGCUGCAUCUCUGUCUCGAGUGUGCGAGAAGGUGGACAUCUCCAACCUUAUGGCGCGAGAAGCUUCCGUGAUUCCAGAGAAGGCCCCCGAGUCCAUUACUAGGCUGCUUCAGAGGCUCUCGUCCUUCGCUUCUUCAUUGCUUGACAACGCCGCCAUUCCAGAGGGUGCACCAAUCAACAUUCUUACGCUCAAGCGGGUCUUGUCGCCCAUCGGGGUACCCAACUCGGACUCACUCAUCUACUGGCAGGAGGACGAGCACGUGCCCGUCUCUGUCGAACCCAUCCAUCACCGCCAGGAUCUGUUCAGGGCAGACCGUACCUACUGGCUCGCUGGGUUGACAGGUGACGUGGGACGAUCCCUGGCCGACUUCAUGAUUUCCCACAACGCUAGACAUGUUGUUCUGAGCAGUCGUACUCCGAAGCCCGAUUUUCAAUGGGCAGAAUGGCAUAAAUCGAGAGGCGCGACCGUCGCGUACUUCGCAGGAGAUGUUACCGACUUCAGCUCAGUGAAGCAGACAUAUGAUGAUAUUGUGAGGGCCAUGCCGCCAAUUGCUGGGGUCGCGAAUGGUGCCAUGGUACUACGUGACAGCUCUUUGAUGACCACAAGCUUCGAAGAUUUCCAAGCGGUUCUUCGCCCCAAGAUCCAGGGCACAAUUAACCUAGACCGCUUGUUCCAAGCCAACAAUUCGGAGCUCCUCGACUGGUUCAUCGGAUUCAGCUCAAUCGCGGCUACUGUUGGAAACCCUGGGCAGUCGGCCUACACGGCCGGCAACUGCUUCGUCAAAGCCUUGGUUGGUCGCCGGCGCAGCCAGGGCCUCGCGGGAUCUGCGAUCGAUAUCAGUCGACUCGUCGGUGUGGGAUACAUCGAACGCGAGAGCCAUGGCCGACUGACGCAAGAACAUCAGGAGCGUUUGACCACCCGAUCCGGCACCAUUGCUAUGAGCGAGAACGACCUCAUCCAGUUGUUCGCAGAGGCGGUCGUAUCUGGUCGCCCGGACUCGGGCCUGAGUCCCGAGCUCAUCACAGGACUCGCCCCCAUCACGACAGAGCAGUCCAAAGAUGCUUAUUGGAAGACCAACGCGAGACUUGGCUUGCUGAUCAGAGAGGUGGGCCAUGGCGCCGCGAUGGAUGGAGAUAGUGGAAAUACUAUUCCAGUCAGGCAGCUCCUAGAAGCUACCAACACUAUCCAGGAUGCGGUCAAAGUGCUGUUCGCUACAUUCAGAGCUAAAUUGCAGGCGUUGAAAUUCCUCCCGGACUCGGACAGUUUGUACGACGAGACACCUCUCGUGGACAUGGGCGUCGACAGCUUGGUGGCCGUCGAGAUGAGAUCUUGGUUCCUCAAAGAGCUUGGCGUCGAUGUGCCCGUCAUGAAGAUCUUAGGAGGUGCCUCCAUCGCUAGCUUGGUGGAUGACGUUUUGCACAAGCUUCCCGAGGAGCUCCUGAAGCGACUCGAUCCGGACUGGAAGUCCGAAUCAAAGGGUGACGAGACUGGGUCUACGAGGGUCUCAAAUGGGCACGCCGAUAUCACUACCAAUAUCGUCGCGAAUGGCCAUACUGAAAGCACACCUGCUACUAAUGGACACAAAGGUACUACAAACGGGACAGCCACUGACACCAUACAAGAUACAGUCAAUGAUAGCGCAGUUGUGAGCACCGAGCACAAUGUCGAUAACAGCAGAUCCAAGAACGGAGACACUGUAGACGUUGGAAAUGGAAUGGUAAAGGGAACUUCGAACGGCAUCAUCCGCGGAACUGCCAAUGAUCUAACAAAUGGAACUACCACGGCGUCGCUUGUGCAUAUUUACAUCGCUGCUGCCCUUGCGACAGCCAAAUGGGUAGUGGACCUUUCGAUCAUGGUCGCUCGUGGUCUAUUUGGCAUCAUGAAAAUGGGUGUUCAGCUCCCACUGAGACAUCUACGUCACGGCAUGUUGGUGGCGAACAUGUCCAAUGGAGGAGGGUCUGAAAGAUUUCCCAACACGACCUUCACUUCGUGGGCUCACAUGCGAUGUCACAAAUACUUUGAUCCUAUUUUUAACGAAGAUGCUAACGAAUUGAUUCUACAAUCCUUCAUGACUUCUGAGAACUUUUGGAAUCCGGGUACAUACCAUGCGCGCUCAGCCAGCUACUUUCGGCCGGGUUACACGAGGUGCUGCCUUGAGCGGAAUGCAUCACACGGCGACAUUCAAGAUACCCAAAUAUCCAAAUCUGCCACCCUGCAGCGGCUCGCAGAUGUGGCACAGCUCCAAGCGAUAAGACAACAACCCAACCCGAAGUCUGGCCGCGUCCACGUCAGACCAACGGAGACUAUUACCAUGACGACCUCAUCGUUUGUCGGCGACCACAAUCAACUCCUCAAGACACAGACGAAGGAUGGCCCCGGAUCCACUGAACCUCAAGCAGCGACGAGCAAGGAGCUCGUCCAAUUGCCUGAGCCCGCGGCCUUCGCAGUCCAGGGCUUCAAGCUCUAUGCCAUUCUUGUGGGCGUCUGUUUCGGAGCUUUCAUGAUGUCUCUCGACGUCUUCAUAUUAUCGACGGCAAUCCCGUCAAUCACUUCCGAAUUUCACGACACGUCUCAGUUGUCCUGGUAUCCAGCCGCCUAUACCUUGACGACAUGCGUCCUAACGCCGUUGACUGGCAAACUGACUGCCGAAUUCCCUCUGCGCUGGGUUUACAUAUGCUUCUUUUCCAUAUUCCUCGUUGGAAGCGCUGUAUGCGGCUGGGCCCCAAACAGCGAUUCGUUUAUUGCCGGCCGUGCUAUCGCUGGCGUCGGCGCCUCUGGCGUCGCGACUGGCGGCAUGACCGUUGUCCUCGUUGUUGCUUCCGCCAAGACGAAGCCAUUGUUUAUGGGCAUCUGCAGCAGCUGCUUUGCGUUGGGUGUGAUCCUUGCCCCCAUUUUGUCUGGCUUGUUCUCGGAAAAGGCAACAUGGCGAUGGUGCUUCUGGGUCAACCUACCUCCGGGUGCUAUCACGCUGGCCACUAUGCUCUUCUUCUUCAAGCCCCUUCCGUCUGAGGGGAUUAAGAAGAGCGUUAUUGAUAGAAUCUGGAGUUUGGACCUACUCGGGUGCGCCAUCUUUAUCCCUGGCACUUUUAUGUCGCUCCUGGCGUUGACGUGGGGUGGCACCAAAGAAAGCUGGGACUCGGCCACCAUCAUCGGCCUCUUCGUUGGCGGAGGCGUCACGCUCAUCAUAUUCGUUAUCUGGGAACGCUACAAAGGUGAAGGUGCCAUGAUCCCCGGCAUAUUACUCCAAAGGCGGACAAUAACAUUUAGCGUUCUGUUUUCCUUCUGUCAUAUGGGAUCCAUUGCCAUCACAGGCUACUACCUACCUGAGUGGUUCCAGGCUGUCCAGGGUAUAUUUGGCACCCUUUCUGCCGGUGCUCUGGCUCUCAAGGUGAAGUUCUACAAUCCCUGGCUCUUCUUGGGACCCAUAUUCAUGUGCACUGCGGCGGCUCUGUACUCUCAGUUCUCGACCUUUGGUACACCGGCAAGUCAUUAUAUUGGGUUUCAGGUAAUCCAAGGGCUUGGAGUUGGAAUGGCUCAGCAGAUGCCGUCCCUACUCGUUCAGCUGGCACUCAAUGAUCGCGAAGACCUCCUUCCUGUUGGCAUCAGUCUAAAUCUAUUCGCUCAGUACCUCGGAGCCACAUUUACUCAAGUUAUUGGGGGCGUCAUUUUUCACUCGGUCCUGAACCGAGAGCUCACCAACCAUGCUGAGCUAGAAGAUCUACAGAUAGCCCAGUUAUCUGCUGCUGGUACUGCAAAUAUUCGGCAGGUCGUAGAGCAAUAUUUCCCCGACUCCCUGCACCUGGUACUGGAAUCCUAUAACACAGCUAUCACUUCGGUAUUCUUCAUCCCUGUUUCUACAACGGCCAUCGCAUUCUGCCUCGCUUUCGGUGUCAAGUGGAUCAUGAUCCAGGCGCCUUCGAAAACCGGAUCUCUGCCUGCACAAGAACAGCAAGGGCGAGAGCAGGAAGUUGAGCUUGAACAACAACAGCCGCGCUGA
Diaporthe amygdali is the source of this 10023-nucleotide messenger RNA. RefSeq lists its product as uncharacterized. Gene Ontology annotation, biological process: transmembrane transport; fatty acid biosynthetic process; secondary metabolite biosynthetic process. Gene Ontology annotation, molecular function: transmembrane transporter activity; 3-oxoacyl-[acyl-carrier-protein] synthase activity; fatty acid synthase activity. The transcript is spliced from 14 exons. Bases 1 to 10023 code for a protein of 3340 amino acids. Lineage: Eukaryota; Fungi; Ascomycota; Sordariomycetes; Diaporthales; Diaporthaceae. The record is from RefSeq and is a predicted model, not a curated record.